Molecule: messenger RNA, 813 nt
Organism: Mesorhabditis belari
Lineage: Eukaryota; Metazoa; Nematoda; Chromadorea; Rhabditida; Rhabditidae
Source: the annotation of a GenBank genome assembly
AUGCUGUUAUGUUGCAGAGUGAGGAGAUCUCCGAAGGCUUGUGCGGUUGAUGUGGACGAGGAAGGGCCCUAUCUGCCAGCUGUUUCAUUUAUCAUGCGUCGUCUACCCUCGCAACUUUUCGACGAGUCUUUUCGGAGCACAAUCCUUCACGAUGAGCAGUCCGCGUAUCUCAUGAAGAAUCUUCCAUCGCGUUAUCAAUUCACUACUCCACAACUCCUUUAUCGUCUCACCGAUGAUGGAAUCUCGUUCAGCCGCUUUUGGGCAAGAGUUGAAGACGCCGAACAAUCAAUUAUGGUUAUUCGAACAAUUGAUGGUGAGAUUUUUGGUGCAUAUUGCAGCUCCUCGUGGAUUGAGCGAAAGGACUCCAAUGAACGCAAAAAGAGGAAGUACUUUGGAACUGGUGAGUCUUAUGUGUUCCGACUAGAAAACACCAAUUCGAGUGGCUUACCGCUUAUCUACAAUUGGGCUGGUCAUGCCAUCAAGAAUGCACCAGAAUUCUUUAUGACUGCCACCGAUAAAUCGUUGAUAGUUGGAUCUGGUAACGGGGAUGCAAUUCGGAUUGUCGACGAGCUUACGAUGGGAAGCUCGGCUCAUUGUGCCACUUUCAACUCGCCUCCACUUGUUGAUGGCGGGCAAUUUGAGAUUGAAGAAGAGCCCACCGAGGCUACUAACAAGCCAAUAGAGGGAAGAAAAGGGAGCCAGCUGGUGGAUCGAACACUCACGCAUGCAUACAUUCACGAGUUGACUCUGAAUUGUUCUGGCUGGCUAUUGAUACUUUUAUUCUUGGCGACUUGUGGCGGGAUUUCUGAAAGA